CCUAAGAAACCUUCGAGUCCGAUAAAAAAUAGUUUAUAUACUCCUAAACACAUCGAAAUUGCUACGUCAUUUGAUUUCUGAGCAUCGUGGUUCGAAACAUGAAGCUCUUCUUGCUAGCCUGUCUUAUUGGCUUUGCAGCCGCUGAUUUACUUCAGGAUGCAGCCCCUGCCAUUGAUGAAUCAGUGUUGGCUUUCCUUGAGGGGGCCGUCAGCGCCGGAUCCCUUUCUGAAGUUCUUGGAGUAAAAGACCGUGAAAUUGAACAGAUGGCCGAUGAUAUUGAAUCUGAAUUGGGUCAGAAAAUCCGCGAAGCCUUAAAGGAAAUGCUUGAAAAGAUCAAGGAUCAUGUCGACAACGGCAAAGCAGUCGGUCUGGAACUCUUUGAAAAGGUGAAGGAGCUGAGAGAAAAAAUGAGUGAGUUGGGAGAGGGGGAAACAGAGAAAAUGAAAGAAAUGUUGAGGAAUGUGAGAGAAAAGGCAAAAGAAGCACUCCGAAAGAUUCUAGAGAGAUUAGGACUCGGAAAACGAAACUUGGAUGACUCAAUGGAUCAAAUGGCUCGUAUGAAAUUCAAAGAGCUGUAUGAAAAAAUUCGAGAAAAAAUCCUCUCUAACGAGAACAUAAAGAAAAUCCGAGAAUACAUCUUGAACAAAUAUGGUGAAAGCCAAAUCGUGAAGAAGUUGAAGGAGUUAGUGGAGAAGUUGAGUGAUGUGGAGUUGAAGGAGAUCAUCGGCCACCUCUUCGACUAUCAUCAUCAGUCGGGAGUGGAGAUGAGGGGAGAGGCAUGGGACAAAGUGAAGAACUUCUUCAAGGACAUCGGCGUCAAGAUUCAGGAUCACAGUAAGAAGUUUGGACGGUGGGUGAAGGACAUGUGGGGGAAAGGCAUUGAAAAACUGAAGGAGAAACACGGAACCAUCAAGGCCAUCGCCAUGGAAUUCAUCGCCAAUGCCAAGGACUUGAGCGCAGAAAUGAGCCGAGAGGCUUUAGAGUUUUUCAGACCCUACAAAGAUGAUUUGGGAGCCUUGUGGGACAAACUUGUUGAAGCCACCAAAGAAGCUAUCGGCAAAUUCUAAAUGGAACAAACAGUUCACGUAUUGGAUUAAAUUAAAUUCAUACAAUAAAAUAUUUCUUUAAAAUCAA
Molecule: messenger RNA, 1134 nt
Organism: Parasteatoda tepidariorum (common house spider)
Lineage: Eukaryota; Metazoa; Arthropoda; Arachnida; Araneae; Theridiidae
Source: RefSeq, a predicted model, not a curated record